CUGAGCUACACACUCUGCUCUAAAAAUACUAGAAUAACACUCCACACCUCCACUCUAUAAACUCAAGCUCUCUCCUUUUCUUCUUCACACUUUCAUUAUCACUCUGUUUCUCUUAGUAACAAUCUUGAUCGAUCUCUUUCAUGGCUACCACCACCAACAACAACAGCGACAAGCAUAAAAAAGAGCCCGUUUCUGGUGCUGGUUCAACUGUUAUUAUCGAACCAAUGAAUAUAAACAACAAUACAACAUUUGUUCAAGCUGAUCCAUCAACAUUCAGAGCUGUUGUUCAGAAAUUAACUGGGGUUACUGAAAACCCAUUAGUUGAAAAACUUCCUGUAACUACUGGUAAUAAUAAUCAUAACAAUCUUCCAUCUCCAAGAUCAUCAUCAGCAGCAGCAGGACAGAGUAAUGGCAGCAGAAACACAAGUUUUAAGCUUCAUGAAAGAAGACAAUAUCACAAUAGUAGUAUGAGAAAACUUGAGAUAACCAGUAGUUUUAUUCAUCAACAUCAUCAAGGGUUGAUCAAUUAUCAUCAGCAUCAGUUUAGAAGCUCAUCAUCAUUGUCACCAUCAUGUUGCUUUAAUGGUGAUCAUCAGAAGGUUUUAAUAUCCCCUGUUUCAACACUUGAUCAUUAUCAUUUCUUAAUCCCAAGUCCAAGAACACCAAGAUCACCUCAAGAAGAAGAAGAGAAAGCAAUUUCUGAAAAAGGGUUUUAUUUUCAUCCUUCUCCUCGUUCAAAAACUAAUAAUAACCAUCAUCAUAAUCCUCCUCAACUAUUACCUCUGUUCCCACUCACUUCUCCCAGAGAUUCUUCUUCUUCCUCUUCUUAAUUAAAUCUUAUUAUGAAUUACCAUUAUCUUUUCUUUGAUCUUGAUAAUGUACUAUUAAUAAUCUUAAUUAAUUGAUGUUUGAAAUGUAAUUUAAGUUUAAAUUAUGUGUGUCUGUGUCUGGUCUUUUCUGAAAUGACUGAAUCUCUGAAGCUAUCAUGGACUUUCACUGCUACGGCUGAGGGUGACACAGAAGUUUCCUGUGAGUACUGUAUUAGAUAUUUGGACAAGUAAUUUUAACGUGGGUUAAGGAAACUCUAAUACGAUAUUAGUUCAGGGAUUGGAUCGUUAUAACUGUAAUGUUUUGGAUAACGGUGAUGUUUUGGGGAGUACAUUUACUGCAGUAAUUUAAUGAGGGGAAAAUUUUCCUUUGGUCCCUUUUUAAGUGGGUCCAUGUCUGUUUGGU
Papaver somniferum (opium poppy) is the source of this 1233-nucleotide messenger RNA. Its product is annotated as VQ motif-containing protein 11-like. The transcript has a single exon. The record is from RefSeq and is a predicted model, not a curated record. Bases 141 to 830 code for a protein of 229 amino acids. NCBI's taxonomy places the organism in Eukaryota, Viridiplantae, Streptophyta, Magnoliopsida, Ranunculales, Papaveraceae.